Messenger RNA from Ectocarpus sp. CCAP 1310/34, 453 nucleotides. NCBI's taxonomy places the organism in Eukaryota, Phaeophyceae, Ectocarpales, Ectocarpaceae. The record is from the annotation of a GenBank genome assembly.
AUGUUUGUCCGUGCGCCACGGUUCAACGCCGUCUGCAUGCUCCGGUUCCGCUGCUCCGGUGCCGCUGCUCGGGUCCCGCUGCUCCGGUGCCGCUGCUCCGGUGCCGCUUCUCCGGUGCCGCUUCUACGGUGCCGCUGUGGCCAGUCCUAGCACGACCAAACUCGACCCGCUCCGCUUCGUAUACGCUCUCGUUGCUGUCCUUCCCAGUCGGUACCUCGCUUUCGCCCUCGUUGCACUUAGGGUUCUUGGUCUGCAAAUCCUCGCGCCGAAGGGUCAACCAGCCCAAUCAGCUCGUCACCACCUGUCCCCUCCUCCUUUGAUGGCAAAACCAGGUUACUGAGACAGUACAGCUCCCUCUAGCAAACCUAGGGCCGUGUACAUAGUGCCCGUCCACAUUCCUGAUGGCGUCUGCCUCCGCGCAGAAAGAUGAGAUGGGCAUUGCUGCCUACACGG